GCCUUGCCCUAGGGAACGAGAGGUCCAGCCCCGGUUGAAGCGGCCUUUAUCCAUCAAGCCAGCUGCUGGCCUACUUUUUAUUUGUCCCCCUCUCUUUAUCAGCCUACCUCCAACCAGAAUUCGAUGCACACCGUACCAAGAAAGAUAAUACGAAUAAUAAAUUCCUGGUCUAUCUUUCGACAUAUAAAUAUUGAACAAAGACCAUCCUCUGCGCUCCUCCUCUCCACUUUUCUGCAGAAGGAUCAAAUCUCGAGCGCUAAUAAGAUGGCAAAACCUAUAUCGAUCGAAGCAUGGAAUCCCAGCGGGAAGUACCGAGUCGUCAGCACCAAAUCGAUGCCCGGAACCCGUUGGAUUCGUCUCUUGACCGACCAAGAUUGCCGCGUCGAGGUAUGCACCGAGAAGAAGACCAUACUGUCCGUGGAGGACAUUCUUGCACUUAUCGGCGAGAAAUGUGAUGGAGUAAUCGGACAGUUAACAGAAGAUUGGGGUGAGGUGCUGUUCUCUGCGCUGAAGAGAGCUGGUGGGACUGCCUUCAGCAACAUGGCAGUCGGGUACAAUAACGUCGAUGUCGACGCUGCUACCAAGUAUGGAGUGGCCGUUGGAAACACCCCAGGAGUUCUUACCGAGACAACUGCAGAGUUAGCUGCUUCACUUUCACUGGCCGCAGCCAGAAGAAUAGUAGAAGCAGAUGAGUUUAUGAGGGCAGGUUUAUAUGAUGGAUGGCUUCCUCAUUUGUUUGUGGGGAAUUUGCUAAAGGGACAGACGGUUGGAGUUAUUGGAGCUGGCCGUAUUGGAUCAACUUAUGCCAGGAUGAUGAUUGAGGGUUUCAAGAUGAAUCUGAUAUACUAUGAUCUGUAUCAGGCAACCAGACUAGAGAAUUUUGUCACAGCAUAUGGACAGUUCCUGCAGGCAAAUGGUGAACAGCCUGUUACUUGGAAAAGAGCUGCUACAAUGGAGGAUGUACUUAGAGCGGCUGAUGUGAUAAGUCUUCAUCCAAUUUUGGAUAAAACAACAUAUCAUCUGAUAAACAAAGAGAGGCUGUCCAUAAUGAAGAAGGAUGCAAUCCUAGUAAAUUGUAGCAGAGGACCAGUGGUUGAUGAAGCUGCCUUGGUAGAACAUCUGAAAGUAAACCCCAUGUUCCGGGUGGGGCUUGAUGUAUUCGAGGAUGAACCUUACAUGAAGCCUGGGCUCGCAGAACUGAAAAAUGCUAUUGUUGUGCCACAUAUUGCAUCUGCCUCCAAGUGGACACGUGAAGGAAUGGCAACUCUUGCUGCUUUGAAUGUUUUGGGUAAAAUUAAAGGAUACCCGGUAUGGGCUGAUCCUAAUCGGGUGGAACCUUUCUUGGACGAGAACUCCCCACCUCCAGCUGUUUGUCCAAGCAUUGUCAAUGCAAAACAACUUGGUCUGCCUUCUUCAAAGGUUUAAAAGGGUGUUUGAUGCUAUUCAUCUCCAUGUGAAAGGUGCAGUACAUAGAUUACAUGGAUGUAUAGUAUUGGGUUUUUAAGUUCUUGGAAGUGAGAAGUAGAAAUGUUUAUCUGGUUAUCAUGUCGCGGACUAAAUGUAUGUUAAGAUCUUUCAUCUCGCCCAAGGAAAUGAUAGCAGAAUGUUGACCAUGUAUGGCUAUUCUCAAGUAAGACAGCGUGGCAUCAGUAUUCAUGGUUUAA
Messenger RNA from Elaeis guineensis (African oil palm), 1664 nucleotides. Its product is annotated as glycerate dehydrogenase. Lineage: Eukaryota; Viridiplantae; Streptophyta; Magnoliopsida; Arecales; Arecaceae. The record is from RefSeq and is a predicted model, not a curated record. Gene Ontology annotation, molecular function: glyoxylate reductase (NADPH) activity; NAD binding; hydroxypyruvate reductase (NADH) activity. Gene Ontology annotation, cellular component: cytosol.